AUGAACGUGGAGACCAUUGGGGUGGACGAACGUGGAGAGCGUCGGAAUUCUUGUGCAGAGGUAGGGAGGUGCUGGAGUCCGGCAACGCGGCGGUGCUGCUACGGCACGCGGCGGCGGCCCGGGCGCCUGCUCUUCAGCCUGGACGGCGACGACACGCCAGGAGCUGUGCACAUGUUGCAUGAGGGCCCACGGGCUUCGACAGCGCCGCUGCAGGAGAAGGUGGUCUCGCGCCACCGCGCGUGGAUACGAGAGGUGAGGGUGGCCACAGGUAGGGUGGAAAUGCAGCUGCAGGGGCCCUUACACUCUAGGAACAGAUUCAGCUCGCUGUGGCAAACUGAGAGCAGCUCCGGGUUCACGCUGUUCAAUUUCUCUGAGCUGGCCGCCGCAACUGGCCACUUUUCGGACGAGAACCGGCUCGGCCAUGGCGGCUUCGGGACUGUCUACAAGGGCAAACUAGGAGGUGGUGCUGAGAUCGCAGUGAAACGGCUGUCUUCACUUUCUAGGCAGGGCUUGGAGCAAUUCAAGAACGAAGUCCAGCUGAUUGUGAAAUUGCAGCACACAAACCUGAUCCGUCUGGUUGGCUACUGCGUCCACGAGGAAGAGAAACUGCUCGUCUACGAGUACAUGCCCAACGGCAGCCUCAACUGCUUCAUUUUUGAUUCUUGUGCAGAGGUAGGGAGGUGCUGGAGUCCGGCAACGCGGCGGUGCUGCUACGGCACGCGGCAGCGGCCCGGGCGCCUGCUCUUCAGCCUGGACGGCGACGACACGCCAGGAGCUGUGCACAUGUUGCAUGAGGGCCCACGGGCUUCGACAGCGCCGCUGCAGGAGAAGGUGGUCUCGCGCCACCGCGCGUGGAUACGAGAGGUGAGGGUGGCCACAGGUAGGGUGGAAAUGCAGCUGCAGGGGCCCUUACACUCUAGGAACAGAUUCAGCUCGCUGUGGCAAACUGAGAGCAGCUCCGGGUUCACGCUGUUCAAUUUCUCUGAGCUGGCCGCCGCAACUGGCCACUUUUCGGACGAGAACCGGCUCGGCCAUGGCGGCUUCGGGACUGUCUACAAGGCGAGCGGAUGGUGA
This is a messenger RNA of Panicum virgatum (switchgrass), 1074 nucleotides long. RefSeq names its product G-type lectin S-receptor-like serine/threonine-protein kinase At1g34300. The transcript is spliced from 6 exons. Lineage: Eukaryota; Viridiplantae; Streptophyta; Magnoliopsida; Poales; Poaceae. The record is from RefSeq and is a predicted model, not a curated record. Gene Ontology annotation, molecular function: ATP binding; protein kinase activity. Gene Ontology annotation, biological process: protein phosphorylation. Bases 1 to 1074 code for a protein of 357 amino acids.